CCAACUUACUCUCCAUCUUCGCUGCCAGUAGAGACCAUAGCGUGCUUAUCUCCUCAUCCUCCCAUGGUUACGGAGGAACUAUGAUCGUAGGGAUAUGCAUUAUCCUCCUAUCUGUGUCUUUCUUCGUCUACCAGCGGGACCCUGCGAGAUGGAAUCGAUAUCUCCAUCCCGCCCCAGCCACCGAUGCGUCACCCUCAAGCAAGUCACCAUCGCCGGGUCCUGCAGAUGACAAUAAAGAGGAGUUGGAUGGCAGAAUAUCAAGCGUGGGAAUUGUUAUAGAGGAGAGGACGCCAGAUGUCGAAGCCAGCGAAAGUCGCGACUCAACUCCCAAAGCGAACGCCACCACGAACGGCAUCCCUCCGAUUCCAUCUUUCUCUUUAGAGUCCGAUACAGCCAGCGAUGACGAUUACGAUGACACGGAUACCAUGGCCCCUCCAGUCUUCCCCGCUCCCAACUCUGCACAGCGCGCAUCCGCCGGCCCCAUCCCCGCCAGGUUCCGCCUCCCCAGUUCCGCGCCGCGUGCGCCGACUACGUCCCCUCAACUCAUGGCGCCUCCACCCGUCCCCAUGCGGCGACCACCGGUUCCAGGCACCGCUGCCUCCCUGCGCGUACCGAACGGACCAAUCCCGAACCGCGCAGCCCCGACACAGAGCAGCCUUGGGGUCCCUCUGUCCACCGCCGUCCGGGCGCCGAACCCACGGAAGAAAGUGACGUUGGAGCCCGGACACUCGCCUCUCGACUGGGCGGCGCUCAAGCGGUCCAGCGCGAACCUAUCCGGGGUUUCGUCGCUUCAGAGAGUCACGCCGUCGCAGCUGAAGCAGCACAAUGGGCGGAAGGGGAAGCCGGCGUGGUCGGCGUAUCAGGGGAAGGUGUAUAACGUUACGCCGUAUGUUCCGUUCCAUCCUGGGGGAGAAGGAGAGAUUAGGAGGGCGGCGGGGAAGGAUGGGGAGAAGUUGUUCAAUGAAGUGCAUCCGUGGGUGAAUUGGGAUAAUAUGCUUGAGUCCUGCAUCGUAGGCAUCAUGGUUGGAGAAGCGGAAACCUUGAAAUCGCCGUUGGAUGAGGUUGAUUGAGGUUGAAUGUGAACAUAUUUAUGUCUCUGACAUGAUUUUGAUUAUGAUACCCGGGUUUGGAUUCAUGUUUCUAUAAUUGUGAUAUGAGUUCAAUGUUGUUAGGAAGUACGGUAACAUGUAUAGGUUGACCUUGUACAAACCACUCUUAAAUAGCAAUCAUAAAGGAGCAGCAACUCAUUUUCCGAUAUC
Molecule: messenger RNA, 1259 nt
Organism: Eremomyces bilateralis CBS 781.70
Lineage: Eukaryota; Fungi; Ascomycota; Dothideomycetes; Eremomycetales; Eremomycetaceae
Exons: 1
Coding region: 81-1070 (329 amino acids)
Molecular function (GO): heme binding
Source: RefSeq, a predicted model, not a curated record